AAUUUGAUAUUGACUUUAGAACAAGUGUGGGGAGCUGCCAGUAUGUGCUUGAACUUUGUAAUGUUGGUUUUACAAGCAGAGACGCUUCAGGGCUUAUCCUAUAAAGAGUUAAAAGAAAUGCCAGUCUCAUGCAGAUCAUAGGCAGGAACAGUUUAUCUUUGUUAUUGAUGUACCAAUCAGAAAUAAGUCAGCAAAAAUUAUGUAACAGAAAGGAGAAUUACAGUGAUAACCAUGUUGCUCUCAGAACUGCAUUUGCCAAGUAUCUUCCUAUAAAAGGAACAGCUUAUGCUUCUUUUCUUUUUUCAAAAGGAUUGACUGAGUGUAAUAUCAACCCUCAUCAACUAGCACAUCUGUAUCUAAACAGGCUUUCGUAGUAUUCAUCAUGAAGGAGCCACAGCCACUGAUUUGUGAUGUCCCUGGAAUAAAACGUUGUAUGCAUAACUCUGGAUUCAUUGAAAGGUUAAGCCUUCCAUGGAACAAAAUUCUUCUAGACUUGUUAGUGUUGAACUGAAGCUACAAAAUACUUCAUACUAAUAAAUCUUUCUCUGUACUGUGUGGGAGAGUUUGAAAAAGAAGGAGAAGAAGAAAAAAGUAGCGUAGGAACUCAUAGCAUUCUUACAAACAAGGGGUCCAUUAGAGUAUGUUCAAUAUCCUCCCUCAGACCACUUUAAACCCUUGGGUUAGUAUUUACUAGUGAUGGAUGGUGAUGUUUAAAGUUAUUUUUGUAUUUAGAUUUAUUUCUUUAAAACAAAAAGAAGAGAGCUUAUAAACUGUUAAAAGUACUUAUCAAGCGUUCAAAACUCUUUUCUGAUUACCACUAACUUAAUCGCAUAUGUGGUUGUAGAUUGAGCAACCAAGGCAGAAGAAGGCGAGUGAACCGUUCGCUCGCUUGCUUGCUGGUUACUGAUUGUUUGUGGAAGAUUUGACUUUAUAUUAUUUCUUUCCUGAUGUUUUGUAAACAGCAAGUCACUAAUGAUGUGAUUUUUGAUCCCUCCCUUAUUUUAUCUAGUUUUACAUAAUAAAAUCUCUUUUUGAAUC
Molecule: messenger RNA, 1038 nt
Organism: Juglans microcarpa x Juglans regia
Lineage: Eukaryota; Viridiplantae; Streptophyta; Magnoliopsida; Fagales; Juglandaceae
Exons: 4
Coding region: 129-374 (81 amino acids)
Source: RefSeq, a predicted model, not a curated record